Messenger RNA from Cryphonectria parasitica EP155, 1311 nucleotides. RefSeq names its product family 28 glycoside hydrolase. Gene Ontology annotation, biological process: carbohydrate metabolic process. Bases 1 to 1311 code for a protein of 436 amino acids. Lineage: Eukaryota; Fungi; Ascomycota; Sordariomycetes; Diaporthales; Cryphonectriaceae. Gene Ontology annotation, molecular function: polygalacturonase activity. The transcript is spliced from 5 exons. The record is from RefSeq and is a predicted model, not a curated record.
AUGAGAUUCUCGCUGUGUGCUGCGCUGCUGGCCUCUGUGGCCGGCGCUGUGAGGUCGCCCUAUUCGCCACGGCCUAUCAUCGCACCGUCGCCGCAAUACCCCAGGGUGCCUGUGCCGGAUCCACCAGCACGAACCAAGUUCUGUACUGUCAAGACGCACGGGAACGGGUCCGACGACUCAGCCUUUGUCCUGUCCGCCUAUCACGCAUGCAAUAAUGGAGGCCAUGUGUUGUUCGCCAAAAACACAACCUACACCAUCGGCACUGCUAUGGACUGGACGUUCCUCAGGCAUAUCGACAUAGAUAUCCAGGGAACUAUUAAGUUCACCGAUGACACGGAUUACUGGCAGGCCAACUCUUUCAAGUUCAUUUACCAAAACGUCACAAGUUUCUUCAAGCUUGGAGGAGACGAUGUCUUCAUCUAUGGAGGCGGUACGCUGGAUGGCAGUGGCCAGGUGUGGUAUGACCUCUACGCAGAGGACGAGUAUAUCCUCCGUCCCGUCCUCAUUGGUAUCGAUGGCUUGAACAACAGCAUCCUCUCGGACCUUGUGUUGAGAUACUCGCCAGAGUACUACACAUUCCUUGCAAACUCCACCAACGUGGUCUUCAACAAGUUCGAUAUCUCGGGUUUCUCCAAGAGUUCCAAUGUUGCAAAGAACACGGAUGGCUGGGACACGUACCGUUCGACGGAUAUCACCAUCAUGGACUCCGUAAUUAACAACGGCGACGACUGCGUUUCCUUCAAGCCCAACUCCACCAACAUCCUGGUCGAGUCGCUCUGGUGCAACGGCUCGCACGGCAUCUCAGUCGGCUCGCUGGGCCAGUACGUAGGCGAGUACGACAUUGUCGAGAACGUCUACGUGACCAACAUCAGCAUGCACAACGCCUCCGACGGUGCACGCAUCAAGGUCUGGCCCAACACCCCCUCGGCUCUGUCGGGCGACCUGCAGGGCGGCGGCGGCGACGGCCACGUCAAUAACAUCACCUUCGACGGCAUGUACAUUGACAACGUCGCCUACGCCAUCGAGAUCACCCAGUGCUAUGGCCAGAGCAACAUCACCCUGUGCCUCGAGUACCCCAGCCCGCUGACCAUCACCAACGUCACCAUCAAGAACCUCUACGGCCUGACCAGCACGACUUAUGAGCCGGACAUCGCCGCCUUCCUGUGCUCGAGCACAGACGUGUGCAAGGACGUCGUGGCGUCCAACAUCAGUGUUCUCAGCCCCGCGGGCACGAACGAUGCGUACUGUCUGAACAUGGACAACGCGACCCUGGACGUCACCUGCACGGGCAGCCUGCUGGGGACGAACUGA